AUGAGCGUCAAAACUCCUCUUAAUGUCGGGAAUGUUGCGGGCUCGGGACGGAUUGGUCUUACUCUGCACGGUCGCCAGGCAGUCUUCACAGAACUAUCAUAUCGCUACCCUCUGAAAUUACUCUCGCCUCGUGUCACCGAGCCUACCGUCGCUAUCGCGUAUGUCUUGACGUAUGGAGGUGGCCUUGUCAGCGGAGAUCGAACUCAUCUGCAUGUCGACGUCGGCUUGGGCGCAUCGCUUCUGCUUCUUACUCAAGGCUCUACCAAGGUCUUCAAGCAUAGGCCUGGUGCUAGGCUCGCUAAAGCUGCAGAGGAAAUAUCGGACACCUUUGGUGCUUCCACUGUCCAACGACUAGAAGUUCAUGUACAGACGGACGGGCUGCUUCUCCUCUUGCCUGACCCAAUAACGUGCUUCUCUGCUGCCUCAUACAACCAAGUCCAGACUUUUCACCUUGAAGACGGUGCUUCAGUAGUUGUGCUGGACUGGAUCACUUCAGGACGAAUGUCAAGAGGCGAAGAAUGGCAGUUUUCACGUUAUUAUAGCGUCAACGAGAUUUGGGCAUGCAAGAAAAGGGCAGCUAGGGACGUUCUAUUAUUGGAGGGUUGCGAAGACAAUGCCAGGCCACUAAAGGAACGGAUGGGGAUAUACUCCUGCUAUGCAACGCUUUUCCUAUGCGGUCCGAAGUUGCGAACAGUCGUCGGGGCAUUAUCAGCGGACUACCAUGAGAUAUGCGUUUACCAACAAUCUUCUCCCUCGGACUUGCUUUGGUCAAUGAGUUGCAUAGAACAAGGAUGUGUUGUGCGAGUAGCCGGGAUGACAACAGAGUCGGUAAGACAGUGGAUACGGACGUCUUUGAAUAGGCUUGAAGAGCAUGUAGGAGCUGACGUACUCGGAAAAGCAUUCCUGUAGAUUCAGAAUAGGAGUGUAAGAAGAUAGAUAGAUUAUUUUAAUACUGCUGGAGCAGCUG
Fomitiporia mediterranea MF3/22 is the source of this 967-nucleotide messenger RNA. RefSeq names its product UreD-domain-containing protein. Lineage: Eukaryota; Fungi; Basidiomycota; Agaricomycetes; Hymenochaetales; Hymenochaetaceae. Bases 1 to 909 code for a protein of 302 amino acids. Gene Ontology annotation, molecular function: nickel cation binding. The transcript is spliced from 2 exons. The record is from RefSeq and is a predicted model, not a curated record.